AUGGCUUCGACCGUUGUUGAGAUAGAUGGACUGCCAAGAAAGAUUCCUGGAACGCUUCAUCUUGUUGAUUUGCAUCACACCCUUCACACUCAGCAUGCCGACGGGGGGGAUAUUGUUCUCGAUCCCACGCCUUCACAGGAUCCAAAUGAUCCCCUGAACUGGAGUCCGAGAAGAAAGAUACUCUCUACUAUUUGUGCGAAUCUGUACACCUGGUGUACCGGAGUUGCUGUCUCCACGGUAUAUUCGGUUCUCGUCCCCAUUUCCCAAGCCACCGGGAUCUCCGUCACGACAUUGAAUCAGGGGACUGGUUACAUGUUCUUGUUUCUGGGCUGGGGGCUCUUGUUCUGGCAGCCGUUUGCGCUCCGCUAUGGCAAGCGUCUAACUUUUCUCAUCUCGGUUCUGGGUGCCAUCGCGACCAGCAUGUGGAGCCCAUAUGUCCGCAGUAACGGAGAAUGGAUUGCAAGAUGCAUCGUUAUGGGAUUCUUCAUUGCGCCCAUCGAAGCACUACCAGAGAUCUCCGUAACGGAUAUAUAUUUUACCCAUCAACGCGGUACCUGGAUGGGUGUGUAUGCCUUCAGUCUCGCAGGCAGCAACUACUUCACUCCUGUGAUAUGUGGCUUCAUCGCCGACCAACAGAGUUGGGCCUGGGUGUUCUAUUGGGCAUCCAUAUUCAACGGGGCAGCAUUCAUCUUCCUGUUCCUCUUCCAAGAGGAGACAAACUAUACACGUAAGACAGUCGGAAUUGUCGAGGAUAACGGACCGUCGCACGGCGAGAGUGCUGUAAUCGAACAGAAUUCAGACAAGAACCCAACGUUUGCUGAUGCACCACUAACCCAGUCAAGAACACAGGAAGGUGAAAUACUCAACGACGAGAAAUCCUUCGUCCAGAAACUAUCCGUGUGGAGCCCGACGACAGGUCCGACCAUGUUUCAACGAGCUCUGCGAAGUCUCAAAUACCUCUCCUGGCCGGUCAUCUUCUAUGCGGGGUUCUCUUACGGGUCAGGUUUGAUAUGGUUCAAUAUAACCAAUGCCACCGCAUCAGUCAUUCUAUCCGGGCUGACCUACAACUUUUCAUCAUCGAUGGUCGGGCUCAGCUACCUUUCAUGCUGUGUCGGCGUGAUUGUUGGAAGUUUGAUCUCAGGGAGACUGAGCGACUGGUUAACAAUUAGGCUUGCGAGGCGAAAUGGUGGCUUUAUGGAGGCUGAGCAUCGCCUGUGGCCGUUUGUCAUCUGUGUUGUCGUGAUUCCCAGUGCGUCGAUUCUUUGGGGUGUGGGGGCAGCUUAUUCGAUCUCUUGGGUCGGGCUUAUUUUUGCCAUGGGCAUGCUGGCCAUGACUACAACCAUGGGUGUGUCGUUGAGUGUCAACUAUCUGAUCGACAGCUACCACGACAUUAGCACGGAUGCUCUCGUCACUGUGAUUCUUGUCCGCAACACCAUGUCCUUUGCGGUUAGUUAUGGCAUCACUCCCUGGGUGAACAAUCUCGGAAUUCGCAACUGCUUCAUCUCUACAGCAUUCGUUGGGAUGGCUGCCUCAUCAGUGUUCCUCUUCAUGAUUUGGUUCGGAAAGAGACUUCGGGCUCGAAGUGCGGCUGACUAUUGGAAACUCGUCGAGGCUUAUCACGCGGGCGCUCAGCAUUGA
Exophiala spinifera is the source of this 1638-nucleotide messenger RNA. RefSeq lists its product as uncharacterized. Gene Ontology annotation, molecular function: transmembrane transporter activity. Gene Ontology annotation, biological process: transmembrane transport. Bases 1 to 1638 code for a protein of 545 amino acids. The record is from RefSeq and is a predicted model, not a curated record. The transcript is spliced from 7 exons. Lineage: Eukaryota; Fungi; Ascomycota; Eurotiomycetes; Chaetothyriales; Herpotrichiellaceae.